Pocillopora damicornis (cauliflower coral) is the source of this 605-nucleotide messenger RNA. RefSeq lists its product as uncharacterized. NCBI's taxonomy places the organism in Eukaryota, Metazoa, Cnidaria, Anthozoa, Scleractinia, Pocilloporidae. The record is from RefSeq and is a predicted model, not a curated record.
GCCAUUAAUGUCACUCAUCCGUGCGAUCGGCCAAUCACGAUAACACACGUAGAUUCUGUUCCCACAAUUCUUUGCGCUAGGACCUUUAAGAGAACAUGGACGAUUACAGAUGACUGUGGGAAGCAAGUAUCUGUUAUCCAACAGAUUCGGAUCUUAGCUCUUCAGUUACCAGACUAUCCCAAAAAUGGACAGGUUAAUGUGGCGCUGAGAGAAUCGCUCGAGUGGCCUCGGUAUCCAGGGUCUGCUCGUUACAACGUCUACGUCUGGCAAUACGGAUCUACAAAGCCUUCAUCGCCAACUCACUGGACUUAUUAUCGAAGAUAUGCUCCCUCUUACCCAGGCUACCCCGCCGACACUAAGAUGCUGUGGAGAAUUGAAUACGUUCUGAGUUCAGGUGCUCUGGUACCCAGUCCCAUCUGGGGAUUCCAAACCAGGGCUUUUCCGGAUUUUAAAGUUGAGAAGGUCAUAGUACCUCCAAACGCUUUUUCUGGUCUGAAGUUUGAAGUGUCGUGGGUAGUUCGAAAUAUUGGUAAGGUGGGAAAUGCAUUAAGGACGUGGUAUGAUGCAGUGUACAUUGGAAAAAGUACUAACUUCCGUAACGCAAG